AUUAAUUGAUUGGAUACCCGAGAAGCAUAAGCUUCUACGACGAUAGGCGUAAAGGCAUGAUUAGUUCCACAAAUCUCACUAGUAAACCCCUUCUCGUUGUACCGAAAUAGAUAUCUGAUUUAAACCACCAGGUACAGCAUCACUCUAUUGUCCACUUCUAAUUCUCAACAAACAAAAAAACACAAAUAGGGUCUGUAGGGUUUAACGCUUUACGACAGAGACAUGGUGUUUUCAGAAGAAGAACUAACCAAACUAUUCAGAGUCUACAAAACAGUAGUACAAAUGAUAAACGACAGAAACUACGUCGUUUCAGAUUCCGACCUAACCAUGUCGAAACAAGAUUUCAAAUCCAAAUUCGGAGAACACGUUAAGAGAGAAGACCUAGUUAUUAAAGCACCCAAUAGAGAUAAAUCUUCUGAUCAAAUCUAUGUGUUCUUUUGUGAUGACGCUAAAGUUAGUGUUAGGGUUGUUAGAAGUUUUUUUAACCGUAUGACGACUGAUAAUGUUGGUAGAGGGAUUAUUGUUUGUCAGAGUCAGCUUACUGGACCUGCCAGGAAUGCUCUCGGUGAAAUUUCUUCGUCCAAACAUCGGAUUGAAAUCUUUCUGGAGGAUGAACUGUUGGUGAACGUAACACAUCACGAGCUUGUGCCAGAACAUCAGGUGCUCACUGACAAUGAGAAGAAAGCCUUGCUCCAGAAAUACACUGUCAAAGAAACUCAGCUACCUAGAAUCCUGAUGACGGAUCCUGUUGCGAGAUACUUUGGACUAAAGCGUGGACAAGUUGUGAGGAUUAUCCGGAAGAGUGAGACUGCGGGCAGAUAUGUUACGUACCGAUUUGUCGUAUAAGGAUUUUGUUGAGAUCAUCAGCCAUAUACUACUUUUGCAAUGUGUUACCUACUAAUAUUUCUGCAAAGCAUGCAUAGUGAUUGUAUAACUUUCAUUUUAUUUAAUGUAUUACAAUGACAAAACAACAUGACAUAAGUUGUUAUGGUUGGUAAUGUCAGUCAUUUAUAUUAUACUUUAUUGACCUCUAAA
Cicer arietinum (chickpea) is the source of this 1035-nucleotide messenger RNA. Its product is annotated as DNA-directed RNA polymerases II and IV subunit 5A-like. The record is from RefSeq and is a predicted model, not a curated record. Gene Ontology annotation, molecular function: DNA binding. Gene Ontology annotation, cellular component: RNA polymerase I complex; RNA polymerase III complex; RNA polymerase II, core complex. Lineage: Eukaryota; Viridiplantae; Streptophyta; Magnoliopsida; Fabales; Fabaceae. Gene Ontology annotation, biological process: tRNA transcription by RNA polymerase III; transcription elongation by RNA polymerase I; transcription by RNA polymerase II.